Rotaria socialis is the source of this 840-nucleotide messenger RNA. Lineage: Eukaryota; Metazoa; Rotifera; Eurotatoria; Philodinida; Philodinidae. The record is from the annotation of a GenBank genome assembly.
AUGAAUAUUUUAUGUUUACUAAUAAUUUUAAUCACUUUGAAUCGUUCAUCAUCGAUGCCAUUAUUACUCAUCGAUUUAUCCCAUACCCUUGAUCCAACAAUUCCAUUUUAUCCAUCACAAACACGCUUUAAUUUUACACAACGCACAGCAGAAUGGACGAGUGGUGACAAUUCAUUUUUUUAUUCAUCAAAUUCAUUCAUAACCAGUGAACAUAUUGGUACACACAUAGACGCGCCCUAUCAUUUUUAUCUAACUGGUUGGAAAGUAGAUGAAAUUCCAUUGAAACAUUUAAUAUCAGUGCAUGCUCGUCUAAUUGAUGUAUCAAAGCAAUGUCAGAAAAAUAAAAAUUAUCUUAUAACAAUUGAUGACGUUAAAAAGACUGAUUUAUAUAUUCCAGAAAUAGAUGAAGAUACUGGCGAUGAUUUUUUCUUCGUACUGAUCUUCUAUACUGGUUGGACAAAAUAUUGGCCUGAUCAAAACACAUAUGCUGGUGAAAACUCAAAUAUUGAGUUUCCCGGUCUUAGUGAACAAUUAGCUACAUACUUAGUUGAUGCAUAUGGAAAAAACCUUGUUGGUGUUGGUAUCGAUACUCUUUCAACUGAUUAUGGUCUCUCGAAAACUUAUCCAGUUCAUCAGAUACUUGCAAAAAACAACAAAUAUGGAUUGGAAAACGUUGCUUUAGUUGAUAGUUUACUUCAAAAUAUUGAUGAUAACUUUUUUACGUUAGAUAUAAUUCCGAUGAAAAUCGGUAAUGGUACAGGCGCACCAUGUCGUAUAAUAGCUCGUAUUGAUAAUUCAAGAAGAAAUUCUGUAAACUGUUGUCUACGAUUUAAAGUAUAA